Cylicocyclus nassatus is the source of this 642-nucleotide messenger RNA. The record is from the annotation of a GenBank genome assembly. Lineage: Eukaryota; Metazoa; Nematoda; Chromadorea; Rhabditida; Strongylidae.
AUGUUUCGCGAUUCCAGAAUAAUUACCAAUUUUUUAGCAUGUAAACCCGACAAGCUGAUGAAACAUGCUCUUUGGGAACACAAUAGGCGCAGAUCGAAACUUGCACUAGGGAAUGUAAGAACGAAAAAUUGGUACAUGUGGAGGGCAGCAUUUAUGAUGGAAUUGAAGGAAAACUGUUUGCUGACAAAGAGGCUAAGAGCGCAAAAGAAGACAUGCAGAUUUGAUGACUUUGAUCGUUCAAUCUUUGGUAUGAGGAACGCACGCAUGGUAAAUGCGUCCAGCAAGCUUGAUGCUCUUGAAAGGGCUAUCUCAAAAUGGUGGAACGAAGUAAAGAAAUAUCCUCGACCGGAGAGCCUCCAAAUUGAAAACUAUCUCAAAAAGCACAAGCAUUUUCUUCCGAUGGCACUUUCAUAUCAAGAAUAUCUAAGCUGUUCCGUCGAUCUGUGCGAUGAUCUCAAAAAGGAGCGUAAAAAGAGAAGAUAUUUCGUGCAGUGCUUCUAUUCGGAGAUGCCGGAGAGAAAUCAUAGCCUUUAUGAGAAAGGGCCAAAGUGCUCAAAACACUGCUUUGGCAACAAGGACGAGUGUGUGGGAGGACUUUGCCGAGUACCUUAUUACCAGUACCAUUCUAAUUUCGUUUAUUGA